AUGAAUACCCCAGAAUCAUCAAGACCAGGAAGAUACCGUAGCGGGUUUCUAGAUAUAAUUGAAUAUCGAACAGUAAAUUUUCGGGAAACAUGCAAAGGCUCAGGGAAUUACCAUCCGACUAUUGGAAAUAGGAUGAUGCUCGCGCCCCCUGUCCCGACUGGAAUCAUAUGCUUCCAACAAGGGAAGAAUAUUCAUAUUCACAACUUUGAAAGCCACAGUAUAUGCAAUUCAAUACCUGAAUUGAGGAAUCUUCGAUGGCUUCUCGAUUCGACAACAUCAACGGCUCCAUCCGUGAUUAUGAUGGACUCUCCAGUGGUUGCUUCAUACAGACACAUGAAUAUUGUGUACCGCUCAUUGGAAGUGUAUAUCCACCAAUACAGCAUACCUCACAAUAAUCUACUACAUAGAGAAAAGGUUGCUACCCACGCUGGGCUUGACAUUUUCUGGAUCUUUGGAGACACAUGCGGGACCAAAAGCUAUGCUAUGGAUUCAUGGCUUUCUCCUACGAAUUUACCAACUCCCAUAGCCUGGUUUGGAGAAGGGGCAUAUUUACCUCCGCAGAGACUCAAAAUGCUUGCAGAACUCCGACUGUUUGGUGCAAUCUGCGAGAAAGAAAUCGUGAAAAGUUUUCGAAUAAAGAAGGACAGAAGAGGGCUACCGGCACUUGACGCUACAAAAGGUGCAUGGAUAGGGUUACAAAUGAUGGAGUCGUUCUUCAUGACCCCUCCAUAUCAAGCGAGAGGCGCAGCAGAUAAGCUACGAUUGGAUAUGCGAACCGAUAAAUGUCCCUGCUUCUGCUGUCUGACGCAAAUACUGUAUGACUCUGAGGAUCAUUGGCAGUCGAGAGCUCCGCUUCAUCCUCCUUGUCACCGUCACUACUACUACUCUCCGAACAUCUUAGAGAGCCCUCGUGAUCUCAAAUAUAUAGGCGAGCAGGAUAUCAUUGAUAUUUCAAUGCCACAUGCUCGGCAAGACGCACGCGGAGUAUACAUAAGAAUAUCGGGCAUAGAAACUGACUGCUAUAACUGGGAGUCUCUACUCUUCAACAGUUGGACUUUGACAAGCUUAUUCUAUGAUAGGUCUGACAUACAGAUCAUCUCGACGCCGAGACAAAAAGCCAGCAAUGCAUGUGGGCUUGCGAGUCGUGGUACUGGACCGGUGGGGAAAAAGCAGAUAAAAAGAGACGAGCAAGGCUUAUGUUCACAGGAUUGGAGGAGACAGUCAAUCUUCGGCAGCCGCUACCAGAAACAGGUACUAUGCUCUCGAGCGCCUCGUGCGGUCUAUCAACGAUUAGCUGAUUUUGCUUUACAAAAGCCCUACAUCAAAUUGUGGGUUAUUCCUCCAUUCAUGCGUUCGCUGUGGCUGAUGCAGAGUGGCCACUCCUCGAAGAAACAGGCCACGAAAGAAUGGAUGUUCGCUAAAAGGGAUUCAAACGAGGCGAAGUUAUCAGAAUUGGAAACCAACGAGGCAUAUUAUAAGGACUAG
Aspergillus niger is the source of this 1485-nucleotide messenger RNA. RefSeq lists its product as hypothetical. NCBI's taxonomy places the organism in Eukaryota, Fungi, Ascomycota, Eurotiomycetes, Eurotiales, Aspergillaceae. Bases 1 to 1485 code for a protein of 494 amino acids. The record is from RefSeq and is a predicted model, not a curated record. The transcript has 5 exons.